Monascus purpureus is the source of this 1928-nucleotide messenger RNA. The record is from the annotation of a GenBank genome assembly. NCBI's taxonomy places the organism in Eukaryota, Fungi, Ascomycota, Eurotiomycetes, Eurotiales, Aspergillaceae.
GCUAUCCAUCGCCCUACUUUCUUACGUCAACAGGCUCAUCAUCUAGAUCGACAAUCCUGGAGUUCUCCUGCGGCGUACAUCUCCUGUAGUGGGUCGGAUAGGCCUCCAGCAUGUUCAUCAUAUAGAUGCGACGACACCACGUCUGGUCCCCUUCAUAUCAUCCCUGGGAUUUUCCAUUGGUUUCCCAGAAUGGCAGGAAUGCUGGAGUCCUAAUGCUCCUUGCAGGAGAAGACGCGCCAUAGCAGCCGCAGCUGUAUUAUACGUCGUAAUGUCUUCCACGUCUCCACUCUCCAGUGUUUUCCUCGUGCUAAUUUUCAAGUUUGUCGAUCGGCUCCAAUCCAGGAACUUAUUUGUUGCGGAACAGGCAGGCUUCGUGGGGACUGAAAAUCGAGGCAGCGUCCUGGAUUCGUAACAGCAACGUGCAUCUAAUUAAACAACCAUGCAUGAACCCAAGCCGAUAGCAGCAAGAGCAGGCUCCGUUUCUUAAUAUUCAGAUCCUGCCCGCCAGACAUGUUCUCGUCCAACCACCGUUGCAUGUCCGGUCGUUGCGGAGAAGGAUUGUCCAAUCCGCCGACUUGAUCAUACUGAACUAUACGCAGAUCUCCCAUAGUAUGCGCAUCCUUGUUCUUCCUUAUGAUCCUCCUGUUGAUCCUUGCGCUGAUGCAGUAACUGGUGUAUGCGUCUGAGAAUCUCAUGUCAGCACUGCUUACCCGUCCUCCAUACUAAUGGACAGGUGUGGGCGUUGUUGUGGUGACCCAGCCAGAUUCAACAAAUAGACAGAGUGACCUGGUGUAUAUAAGUCAAAUAUGAUGCCUUGGAGUAUUUCCUCAGGGACCAUCGAGUCAUGGAUUAUUUACAUCCACCGUUUAUCAUGUUGACCUUCAUCGUAAUCUUGUUCAUUACAUUCGCAAACGCUUACUCCCCGGGCCCAUGUUCAGGGGACUGCCAGGCACUUGAUCCAGCUCUCAUUCAAAGACAGAGUGAUGGCAAGUACUUCCGCUUCUCCACCGGCGGAGGCGUCUCUAUCACGACAGCCGGCAAGCUGGAAGGGCCAUGGACACAGCAGGGCGAAGCAUUGCCCAACGGCUCCUCCAUCCACAUUUCGGGGGUUGACAGCGACAACCUUUGGGCACCAGAUGUCCACUAUGAAAACGGCAUAUAUUACAUGUACUACGCCAUUUCAGCCGAUAGUAAAUCGACCUCGGCCAUCGGCGUAGCCAGUUCCCCAUCCAUGGAGGCCGGAUCAUGGGAAGACCACGGCGGCAUCGGUGUCGGAAGCAACAGUGACAGUCGCUACAAUGCCAUCGACGCCAACUGGAUCUCAAUUCAAGGACAGGCCUAUCUCAACUUCGGCUCGUACUUCGACGGCCUUCAGCAGGUGGAGAUGCUGGAUGCACUGAACAGGAGCGCAGAAUCGACUCCGCACCAGAUAGCAUAUAACACGACCGAUGGCUGCAAGGAGGAGGCAUCCUUCAUGGUUGAGCGUGAUGGCUUUUACUACCUUCUGUUUUCGUCGGGCAUCAACGAGUAUCCGAAUAACGCCAAGGUUCCAAGGGGGGAAGAAUAUCGUAUAGUCAUCUGCCGCUCAACAACCGGAACGGGUGAUUUUGUCGAUGCGAGCGGCCAUCCAUGCACGCAAAGCGGAGGGACAACCCUACUCGCAAGCGACGGACGUGUCUACGGUCCAGGCGGACAGGGCGUCUACAAGCAUCCGCAACUGGGCUACAUCUUGUACUAUCAUUACGCAGACGAAAACAUCGGUCUCUCUCGUUCCGAUUUCCAGUUCGGCUGGAAUUAUCUGUGCUGGACGCAGGAUAACUGGCCGAUUGUGUGUGAUUCUCCUGGCCAAAAUUGAGCCCUGGAGACUGUCGAAGAAUAAUUGUUAUAGCCGGAUGAGUGCAUAUAUGCUUGCAGGGCAUGGUCCGUUC